Molecule: messenger RNA, 1842 nt
Organism: Hypomesus transpacificus
Lineage: Eukaryota; Metazoa; Chordata; Actinopteri; Osmeriformes; Osmeridae
Exons: 7
Coding region: 215-1081 (288 amino acids)
Source: RefSeq, a predicted model, not a curated record
GGUUACUAUUUUACACACAGGAAGUGGCAUUUUGCUGUUACAAAACCAAUAUAUUUCUCCAAUGGUUUCUUUGCCUAACGCUAGUUAACUACAGAUUUACUGCAUAAACCAUACGCACUUAUUGUAAUCGUUUGGAUUCGACUGAAAGAUUUCAAAGGCCGCUUUGGCUGUUUGCUUAAAGUAUUUAAAUUCAUCUUUUGGAUUCUAACGGAAAAUGGAGAAAGGGAAAAACAAAAAGAUCACUGAACGAGCUAAAAGAAAGGCACCCUCUUCUGUUGAUGAAAGUGUUGCAGGGAAGAAGUUCAAAACAAAGGAUGAUGGUAAAACGAACCAUGACAAGAUUCCCACGUCAAGCAAUGUACUCUCAACUGAAUGUGCAAAGAAAACUAUUGUCAAAGACAAGAAAGUUAAGGAUGACUCACUUCAGAAGAAACGAAAACGUUUGGACACCUCAGUUUCACAGAGCUCCAUAGAGUCGAGCAAGAAAAAAACUCAGGAUGGUGGCCCAGAGGUCGAAAGAAAUGGGAAAGGAGAACUUGUGUUCACAGGGUUCCCAAUGUUCCGGCCUAAUAUGACUCCAAAGGAAGUGCUCCAAGCUGGAAGCUUUGGAGGAACAUACUUUAGACCAAUACACUCCAGCGUCACAAAGCAAAACUACCAAGAUGUUUGGAAAGAGCUCCCUGAAGACUGGCUGAAAAGUUUAGACAUUCCCAAACAGGUGGCCUCCUCUGCAUACAGGGAAGAUGUAAACACGUACAAAGUGAAGUGCGGCGGCAGUCUGGAGAUGUGGGAGAGCAGUGGCUGGAUCGUUACCCAGGAUCCCUAUGGAUGGUUUCAGUGGUACUGCAGGUUCUACCAGGGCAGACGUACCCAGGAUGAUGAGCGGCAGGUGGGACGAUGGGCUAAAUGUACGGGACUGAGAGGCAGAUGGAAGAAUAAUCUCAUCACUAAAAUAGUCCGGUCGGGCUGUGGCUUUGACAAUUUAGCAGUCUCUCCAGUGGUCAGACAGACAUUACAACACUGGGGCUACCGGCUGACGAAGGAAGACUAUGUGGAGGGGGCAAAGCGAGUAAAAUCCUGAUAACUUCAGUGCUCGUAACUCCUAUGUACCAACUGUAGCUAUGAGUUUUGAGAUAUGUUCGCAUCUUUCAUGGGGUGGUGGUCUGUUUUUACUUGAGAAAACAAUAAACACAUUUUAAGCAUUUGACUACAAAAUGUUUAUUUUUGCAUGUACACUAUGACCACCACGAGCUAUUACGUAUGUGGUCUGGUGGGGGCUAAAUCCAAGACAUUAGACCUAGAUUGGUUAUGUUCUAGCAUUUUCAAGACUGGCUUCAUCAAAAAAUACGACUCGACCACCCUCUAGUGUGGUGAACGAAAACAAAGUAAAACAGGCUCUGAUAAGGUUUAAAACGCAUUCGUAUUUCUCCUCCUGCUAUUGGCUAGGUUUUGAAAUCGCUGACUGUACUUCGUUUUUGGCGCCCGGUCUUCGCGGUUGGCGAACCAGAUUGUAUAUCGAGAACGCAUGUGAAGCAGUUUCGCAUCGACAUAUCAACAUGCACAUAUUUUAGUUUGGUUGCAGGUUAACUAAUGUAUCUUAGGCUACAACAUAAGUUUAGAAUAAAAGCCAUAUUGAGAAGUGCAUUUAAAUGAUUCUGCUUUUCAUGCAUAGUCUACUUACAUUCAUCAAAUAAAGAUAUGACGUGUUAAAUUUCCAGCUGGACAUUCCUUCGACAUGUUUUUACGUCAGUGAUCUCGAUGUAACUGCUUUUUCAAAAUAAAUGUAAUCAGCGUAUGUGUCAAGAAACUGGUUUUAGGGUCAAUCAUAUUCUGGUCCGAGGU